Molecule: messenger RNA, 1539 nt
Organism: Verticillium dahliae VdLs.17
Lineage: Eukaryota; Fungi; Ascomycota; Sordariomycetes; Glomerellales; Plectosphaerellaceae
Product: BTB/POZ domain-containing protein
Exons: 1
Coding region: 1-1539 (512 amino acids)
Source: RefSeq, a predicted model, not a curated record
AUGGCUUCUGGCGCCUCUCAAAACGGCAUCACGCUCAGCGGUGACCCCUCGCCUUCGACAACGCCGACAACCUUCAGUCUCCCCCGCGCGCGCAGUCCGCCAACGACACAGAAGGACGUCAUCAAGAUCCCGCGCAUCCUCCCCCACGAGCGCGUCUUCCCAAUCCAGAUCGGCUCCCAGCUCUUCAAGCUCUCGGGGGCCUCCAUAUCCUCCGACGCACCCUCGUACUUCUCCCAAUACUUCUACUGCCAGAUCAAUCGCGCGCAAGAGACGGGCGAAGACUUGUCGACGGCCAUUCGCACGCUCUACAUCGACCGCGAUCCCGAGACCUUUCACGACAUAUCCCUUCACCUCCAGGGCUACCACGUUCAGCCGCGCGACGGCACCCACUUUGUGCGCCUGUUUGCCGACGCCCAGUUCUACAGCUUGCCCAAGCUCAUCUCCCAGCUCUUUGACGAGUCCAUCUUCAUUUCCAUCGGCCACCGCGAGUUCCAGAUCCCGCGCGAGCUCUUCAACGACCCGGGCAACUCUCCCAACUUCUUCACCCUCGGCUUCGCCGUCUUCUUCUCCAACCCGAAAGAUCUCUUCCCUGGUCUCGAGCGCGAGCAUCUCAUCCGGCCCCCCUCGAUCCUGCCGCCUUCGGUGCCCAAUCGCUCGGCCGACAUCUUCGCAGACCUCGUCCACUUCCUCAGCGGCUAUCCCGUCCACAUCCGCAACGAGACGCAUCGCGCCGACCUCCUCCGCGACUGCCGCUACUUCAACUUCAAGGGCCUCGAGCAACGCCUCAUCCCCCACACCCUCUCCUACAACCAGACGCGCGCGCGCCACGAGAUCCUCCUGCGCCUCGAGGACAUACUCAAGAGCGGCAUCUCCAUCACCAACGACCAGGACCCCGAGGACCCCGUGUCGGGCCGCGUCACCUACGCCCGCCCCUUCACCGACCCCCACCCGGCCGACCUCAUCCUCGAGAUUGCCGCCGACGAGGCCACCGUGCUGCACCUGACGCCCGACGGGCCCCGCGUCGAGUUCUUUCGCGACACGCGCUCGCGCGUCGCCCGCCUCUUCGAGGUCCUCGCCACCAAGCUCGACCUGCCGCCGACGACCCAGCCCCUCGGCCUGCUCAUGGCCACCGGCGGCCGCAGCAGCCAGCCGCCGACCCCGGGCCACACGCCGCUGUCCGACGACCUCGUGCGCGUCGCCUUUGAGGACGACGCCGACAUCACCCUCAACGGCAAGGCACACAGCCUGCCGCUGUCGGCCGACGAACACCCGUCGUCGGCUUCCCCGCCCGUGGACGCCGCCACCGAGGACGUCUUCGGCCCGCGCAAGCGACGCCGCGUCGACAGCAAUGGGACAUCCGCCACCGCCGCCGCUGCCGUGGACGACCAGUGGGUCAUCUCGGCGGGCCACUGGCGGCUGCGCAUCCGCGGCGCGCAGGGCGGCAAGAGCGACGUCGAGGCCGUGCUCGUGCCGGUCAAGCUGGAGGCGUAUAGCAGUGAGAGGUCGCGGAAUGCGAAGAGGGGGUUCCUCCGGCGGUGA